Messenger RNA from Colletotrichum karsti, 351 nucleotides. RefSeq lists its product as uncharacterized. Lineage: Eukaryota; Fungi; Ascomycota; Sordariomycetes; Glomerellales; Glomerellaceae. Bases 1 to 351 code for a protein of 116 amino acids. The transcript has a single exon. The record is from RefSeq and is a predicted model, not a curated record.
AUGAAGCUCUCCACCCUCCUCACUAGCACCACCGCCCUCCUCGCGACCAACCUCGUCGGCACAGCCCACGCCGGGGCCGCGUGCAUGAGCUCCAACAAGGCGGGCACCAAGUUCUGGGAGAUCAACAUCGAUGACGUCGACGACGUCAAGGCCGUCUGCGGCCUGCUGUGGGACAACCUGGCCCGGUGGCCGGGUUGCACCGUGAACCGGCCCAACGGCUGCGGGUCGCCGUUCGGCGGGAACAACGUCUACAUGUACUUCAGCACCUCGCUCGUCUGCAACAAGGGCAUGGUCAAGUCGGCGUUCUGGCACGCGACGCAUAACCGGUACGGGUCUAUCUCGAGCUGCUGA